Molecule: messenger RNA, 1916 nt
Organism: Zingiber officinale
Lineage: Eukaryota; Viridiplantae; Streptophyta; Magnoliopsida; Zingiberales; Zingiberaceae
Product: probable protein arginine N-methyltransferase 6.2
Exons: 13
Coding region: 307-1569 (420 amino acids)
Biological process (GO): peptidyl-arginine methylation
Molecular function (GO): protein-arginine N-methyltransferase activity
Source: RefSeq, a predicted model, not a curated record
CGCAUUACUCCUUUCUGGUUUCUUGGGCAGUAUUCCGUGAUGCUGCUCCUAACGGAAACUUGGUCCGUCUCGAGAGCAAGCGCAGGACCCGUGUUUUCAAUUGGCUCCGCCCGAGCGCGCACAUGUGUCCAUCUCUCUCCGACGCGGCCUCCCUUUGUCGGAAGCCACAAAGUAAAACCUACUGCCUCGCGAACCCCCUCGCAUCUUCCACUCCUCUCGGCUCCUGCCACCGCCAAGGAAUCGCUCGUUGCGAUUAGGGUUCUCGUUCAUUUUAACUCACUGCUCGUCGCGUGAGCCGUCGUUGGGAUGCUCGGCAACGGGUACGCAUCCCCGUCAUCGUCCGCUGUCCGGAGGCGGAGGGGCAGGCCGAGUGGGAGCGGCAGUGGCGCCGGAGGUGGAGGAGGAAGGUAUGGCUACUGGCAGCCGUUGUCGCUUCAGCAGCAUGAGCAGAAGAGGCAGCAAGAUCGGAAUCUGGAGGUGCCGCCGCUCACUGAGUUCGACAUGGCCUACUUCCGCGCCUAUUCUCACGUUGGAGUACACGAAGAGAUGAUUAAAGAUCGUGUUCGUACUGAAACUUAUAGAUCUGCUAUCAUGCGAUAUCAACAUUUAAUUUCUGACAAGGUUGUUUUGGAUGUUGGUUGUGGUACAGGAAUUCUUGCUAUAUUGUGUGCUUUUGCAGGUGCUAAAAGGGUGUAUGCAGUAGAUGCAAGUGAAAUCGCAAUUCAGGCUAGUGAAGUUGUCAAAGACAACAAUCUAUCUGACAGGGUGACUGUUUUGCAUGGACGAGUUGAGGAUGUGAACAUUGAUGAGAAAGUUGAUGUCAUAAUAUCUGAAUGGAUGGGCUACAUGCUCUUAUAUGAGAGUAUGCUGCCUAGUAUCAUUUUUUCCAGAGAUAAAUGGCUUAAGCCGGGAGGUCUUAUUCUUCCAUCACAUGCUUCGCUCUUUAUGGCACCUGUCACUAAUACAGAUAGGUACCGUGAAAGCAUUGGUUUUUGGCAUGAUGUUUAUGGGAUCAACAUGUCUGCUAUGAUCCCUCUUGCCAAACAAUAUGCAUUUGAAGAGCCAACUAUUGAGACAAUUUCAGGAGAAAAUGUUCUGACAUGGCCGAUAUUGGUCAAAGAAGUGGAUUGUUACACUGUCACUGCUCCAGAGCUAGAGUCAGUUACUGCAAAGUUCAGUUUUUCUUCAAUGCUACAAGCUCCACUUCAUGGAUUUGCAUUUUGGUUCGAUGUUGUGUUCGACGGACCCACAAUUCAACAAUCAAACCAUGAUCUACAGCCUCCCCCGCCAGAAUGUCAAGAUGGCCUGCAUUCACAAGGUUCUAAUCAAAACAAGAAGCGUGCAAAAUCUGACGAAAGUAUAGUACUUUCUACUGCACCUGAAGAUGCCCCAACUCACUGGCAACAGACCCUGCUGUAUUUGUAUGACCCAAUCGAGUUGAAGCAAGAUCAGAAAAUUGAAGGUUCCAUAACAUUGUCACAGAGCAAGGAGAGCCGAAGAUUCUUAAAUCUUCACUUGGAAUACUCUUCGGGAGGACGAUCUUAUGUGAAAGAGUCGGUGAUGCGAUAAGACGAUUUAAUCUGUUGAUUAACAAGUAUUCAUCUGGUCCAUAAGACGAUUAAAUCUGUUGAUUUACCAGAAGUAUUCAUCUGGUUCCCAUGAAAUGUUUUUAUCUUCAUGGGGCUAAAAGGCUAAAUUGGCCAUUGAGGUUCCACAUCUUGUACUUCGAUGACAAUUUUGUUGUCUAGCUAACUGAUGAGAGAGAUUAUGACUCACCUUGUUCUAAUAUUAGCUUCUGCCUGGAACAGUGUGCUGAGGUAUUGAUUGUGUAGCUUUGUGGGUUUUGUAGAAGUGUAUUCUCAACGAGACAACUUAUUUUAAGAUAAAUGGUAUGAUUUUUCUUUUCUUAAAAUCAA